ACGCAGCUUGUGCUCUUAGUUUACAACCAACGGAAAUGAAAGAAGAAACACUAACAUUUCAAACGUCCAAUUACAGUUCAGUUGUAUGAAGAUGCCAUACUUUGCAACCGUUACACAAAUAGCUAUUCACAUUCAUGCUGCUAUAUCUUUUUAAAAGCGAAUCUGCUUAGCGGCGGUUUAGUUAUGAUUUGAGUAUAGUGCAUCAAUUUGUCAUGGCUGCGACAAAAGAAAGCGCUAAAUACAACGGCAACCUCUUUGAAGGUGCCACCCAAGACAACACGCCACUUCCUGACAGAUUUGUAACUGAUGACACGCCGUCUUGUUCUGCUAGCGGAACCCCAGACUGUAUCCCUACCGCGUAUGGACUCGUCCAGGACGCCGUGUCCUACUGGGUUCCUAAUACUCACGUCCUUACCAGACCGGCAGACCUCUCGGCGCUACUACCCGCUGACAUUGAGCCAGUUCGUCGGAACUGGUGGACGAACCGAGUUGUCCGUAGCUCUGUGCUCCAAGCGCAAGUUUUUCGGUUACGCGCGAAGACAGGUGAACGCUUGGGGCUGAUGGAAUCGUUCAACGCGUCGGUACCCGAUGAGUCCAAGUCGCAACUCGCCGUGGAAGGGCGAUCCAGUAACCAGAAAGAUCAGUGCACUCCUAUGCAGUCUCCCCCUUUGGGGACACUUAAGUUAGUGGCAGGAAAUGGUACAAGCAUCGGCACGGUGAUGACCUUACAGUGCCCCUACACACACCGCGCUGUCAGCGGUGGCCGGGUCAUGUGCAUGCAGGACAGCAACAGAGUACAGUGGACCGGCGGAGUACCUGAGUGUAAACCACUUUCGCGUUAUGAGGGCCAGGGCUUCCGUCUGGCUGUAUUUGCUUCCAUCGUCAGCUUGGCCAUCAUCAUCUUCAUGAGCGUGAUCUUCAUCACCUCCUGCCUGCUGAACCACGUGAGGAGAGAGGAAACUAAACGACGGGAGAGAGAGAGGAAGCGGGAGGCUGCAGAAUUGUGGGCCCAAAUGGACCACCAGAACUUUGAGGAGCAGAGAGUAGCUUUCCAUGGCCCUACGGGCAGAAAUAACAACAACAACAACAACAGCAACAACAACAACACCAGCAAUGGCAGCAGACCGGCGCAACAUACCCAGCAUGCUCUAGUUCGGCCUGCACUCAGCACCCAGCAGCCAUGUAACAAUCAGCCUGCAGCAUGCAGAUGGCAUCAGGAACGUUUGAGGACUUCCCACCCAUCCAACCUUCCCCCAGUGCCCAGGGGUACGCCACAUGUAAACACACAGACUUCCUGUGCCCUACAAUCACAUAGCAUGCGCUUACAGACAGGUCUUCUCUGCAGUGGAUGUGACCGUACCUUGGAAGAGCAACCAUGGGAUCGACCCUCACCACUACCAGUGGACACGCAGGACUGGUUCUCUGAUACAACUGGGCAGAGCUUGGAGGGCGUGGAGGACCCGUUCCAGAAAGGCCAACACUCACUUGGCCCCCAAAGCCCACCCAUGUGGGUUAUAUCUGUAUAAAGAAUCCAGUUUCCUCUAUAGCAAUGAAUUACUUUGGGGGGGGGAGUACUAAUUGACUUGGUGUGCUAAAUAUAAAAGGAUUGCCAGACAAAGUAAAAGGGUGUCUUUGUGAUCAACAUGUUUCUUGUCUCGAGCAACAUGAAACUUUAUUUCAGCAUUACACUCAAAUGAGAAUUUCUGUUUUCACUUGUGCCUUAAAAAAGUUUGUUUUUUGUAUUUGAAUGUACUAUGAUGGCUAGAACUCUAUAUGGAGCAUUGCCAGCCUGUGUGUUAAACUGUUAUGAUUAUCCUGUAUAUGUAAUGUAACAUUUCAUAGUUGAUUCUGUCACUUGUACUCAACUACAGUUGUAACUCUUUGUUCUUGAAAGCCAGUCAGUGACAAGUUGAGUAAGCAUGUUAGCCUGUCACACUUUUACGAAAGCUAAGAAAGCUGCUGAUCAAGUUUUGCUUCAACAGAAAAUAAUAAUAAUAAUAAUAAUAAACAUGGUGGAUUCAUGUGGAUAUAAUACUUGGGUAGGUUUAACUUGCAAUAGAUCGUUUUUUUUCUUUCCCUCUUACACAUCUGUGUAAAAGUAUAAGCAUCCUGUUACUAUAUGUAUGUGGUAAAAAGUAACUACAUUCAGUAUAGCCCAACACUGGAUCCACAUUAGCUUUUGACUGGAUGUACUAUAUCUGAGUGUGUAACGAUAAACACAUGAGACAAAUUGUGAUACAUAAGAGCCUACAAGAACUGGAUUUGUAAUGUCUUCCUGAUUAAAUGAUUCUUUGAAAAAAUGGCACAAG
Molecule: messenger RNA, 2309 nt
Organism: Electrophorus electricus (electric eel)
Lineage: Eukaryota; Metazoa; Chordata; Actinopteri; Gymnotiformes; Gymnotidae
Gene: susd3
Product: sushi domain containing 3
Cellular component (GO): plasma membrane
Source: RefSeq, a predicted model, not a curated record